Messenger RNA from Monoraphidium neglectum, 1298 nucleotides. RefSeq lists its product as hypothetical. Gene Ontology annotation, molecular function: purine nucleotide binding; chromatin binding; DNA-directed DNA polymerase activity. The record is from RefSeq and is a predicted model, not a curated record. Gene Ontology annotation, biological process: leading strand elongation; lagging strand elongation; mitotic DNA replication initiation. The transcript has 6 exons. Lineage: Eukaryota; Viridiplantae; Chlorophyta; Chlorophyceae; Sphaeropleales; Selenastraceae. Gene Ontology annotation, cellular component: alpha DNA polymerase:primase complex. The annotation marks the transcript as partial.
AUGGAGCGAUCGCGUAGAAAUGUGCAGAGUCGUACCUCCAAGCUUGCUGGUGUGCUCGCGGACCUCACUGCAGCAAGGGAGGGCACCGGGAGCAAGCGCGCGUCCACGUUUGAAGUAAAGCAGGAGGACGCUGUAUUCGACGUUGUCGAUGAGGAGCAGUACGAGCAGCUCGUGGCAAAGCGGCGCCUGGAGACAGCUGAAUUUGUUGAGGAGGACGACGGCGGCGACUUCAUGGCUGACGCGGACGACACCCUGUUUGGGGCCCAGGAGGAGGGCGGCGACGGCGGCGACGAGGACGGCGGCGCCGCCGCCGGGCGCAAGCGCAAAGACGGCAAGGGCAAGGACGGCAACCCCUCCAAGAAGAAGGCGGGCGCCCCUGAGAAGGACCCCAAGGCGCGCGACCGCAUGCAGGCCAUGUUUGCCAAGGCCGCGGCACGCGGCGCCGCCGCGGCGGCGGGGCCGCGGCCGGGGGACGCGUGCACCGAUGAGCUAUUGGACGACAUUCUGCAGGGCCUGGGGGGAGAGAAGGCGGCGCCGGCGCCGAGGGCUGCCGCUGCCGGCGCCGGCGGCAACCCCUUCCUGCGCCAGACCGCCGCGCGCACCCAGGCGGUCGCGCCGGCCGCACCGGCGCCCGGCGCGCUCGGCGGGCCGCCGGCGGCGGCGCGGCCGCAGAUCACCAAAACGUUCACGCGGCAGCCGGGCGGGCGCGGUGGCGGGGGUGCCGGGGGUGGCGCGGCUGCGGCGGCGCCGCGGAUCAAGCAGGAGCCGGUGCAGCAGCGGCAGCAGCAGCAGCAGCAGCAGCAGCAGCAGCAGCAGCAGCAGCAGCAGGCGGAUCCGAUGGAUGUGGAGGACUUUGGGGGUGGCGCCUACGACGAGCCGGAGCCCGCGCCCGCGCCCCCACCUGCCGCUGGCGGCGAUGGCGGCUUCUCCUUCGACACGCCAGGCAAGGGCCUGAAACCCGAGCCGAUGGGGUCGCCCACGCCCCUCGGGAAGGGCCGCGCCGUGGGCCCCAGCGGCGGCGCCGCCCCCGCCGCCCCUGCCGCCGCCGCGACUAAGGGCGAGGAGGGCGCCUCGCCGCAGCGUGGCCCCGCCGCCGCGGACGGCGUGGCGGCCAACCGCUCGCGGCUGUUCGCCGACUCGCCGGCGCCGGCGGCUGAUGCGGCGGCCGCCGCGGCGCACGGGUGGCAGGAGGUGUUUGACCGACAAGUCCCAGGCGACGACGGCCUUAAGGACGCUGGCGAUGCGGAGGCCGGCGUCGGCGGAGGCGGCGACGCGGCGGAGGCGGCGGCGGGCCCGCA